UCCAAGCUUCCCAAACUUUCUCUUCUCUCCGAACGAUGCGCGGGGGAGACGUCGGUCAUUCUCGGUUCCCUCUUCCAGAGACGAGGUCCGGCUCGGCGCCGGUGAAGCUGAGAUCCGACUGGCGGGAGCGGUCCAGGCCCAUCCCUCCGGGAGGCACUUAUCCCGCCAAAGACCAUUGCAGCCGGUGCGGGUUGUGCGACACGUACUACAUAGCGCACGUGAAGAGCGCCUGCGCCUUCCUCGGAGAUGGCAUGUCUAAGAUCGAGGAACUCGAGCCUCGUGUCCAUGGUAGGGGGAGGAAGACAGAUUCCUUGGACGAGACAUAUCUUGGGGUCUACGAUGAUCUGUUGUAUGCUCGAAAAACUCAGCCAGUGGAAGGAGCGCAGUGGACCGGGGUUGUGACAACAAUAGCCAUGGAAAUGCUUAAAUCAGGCAGGGUGGAGGCUGUCAUUUGUGUGCAGAGUGAUCCAGAUGACAGGCUUUCUCCAAGGCCUAUUUUAGCAAGGACGCCUGAAGAAGUUCUAGCUGCCAAAGGUGUUAAGCCAACGUUGUCUCCUAAUCUGAAUACUCUUGCUCUUGUCGAGGCCGCUGGUGUGAAGCGUCUCCUUUUUUGUGGUGUGGGUUGUCAAGUGCAAGCCUUAAGAUCUGUGGAGCACCACCUAAACUUGGACAAACUGUAUGUACUGGGCACAAAUUGUGUGGAUAAUGGAACUCGAGAAGGUCUAGAUAAGUUUUUGAAGGCUGCAAGCAGUGAACCCGAAACAGUGCUUCAUUACGAGUUUAUGCAAGAUUACAAGGUCCAUUUGAAGCAUCUGGAUGGUCAUAUUGAAGAGGUUCCUUAUUUUUGCCUACCAGCAAACGACUUGGUUGAUGUUAUUGCUCCUUCUUGCUAUAGCUGCUUUGACUAUACAAAUGCUUUAGCGGACCUUGUGGUUGGUUACAUGGGUGUGCCCAAAUACUCUGGAAUCAGCAUGACGCAGCAUCCGCAGUAUAUCACAGUGAGAAAUGAACGUGGAAGGGAAAUGCUCGGAUUGGUAGAAGAUCUUUUAGAGAUUACACCUACAACUAGCAGUGGAGUUCGACAACCAUUUGUCAUGGAGACUGUCAAGGCAGAUGACCAAGCAAAGCUGGGGAAAGGGCCUGCUCAACCUGCCCCAAAGUUUGUUGGGAACUUGCUAGCAUUCAUUCUAAAUUUGAUUGGCCCGAAAGGUUUAGAAUUCGCUCGAUAUUCACUUGAUUACCAUACGAUUCGCAACUACUUAUAUGUGAAUCGCGCCUGGGGAAAGCAAAGAGCCAGUGCGCAUAUGCCCUCCUAUGCGAAAAAGAUUGUGGACAUGUACAACCGGAAAGGGGAAAUCGAUGAGAUGCUUAGUCAGAAGUAAUCCUCAUGAGUAACAGUUAUGGAGGCAGAUUUGCAAUUCAUGGCCGUCAAAUUUUCUGCAUCAAAUACAUUCUACAUUUCAGAGCAAGUCUAUUAAUGGCGGCGGUUUGGGAGAAAGUACAUGUCCUGCACUUUCGAGGAGAUGGUUCACUAGAUUCCUGUUAUCUAAGUACAGAAGGCUUGAGCAUUGAAAAGCAAGGUGGUUUGAUUUAUGAGAAAACGAAAAGUUCUCUCCAAUUUACCAUUGCAUUAA
Syzygium oleosum is the source of this 1634-nucleotide messenger RNA. Its product is annotated as 7-hydroxymethyl chlorophyll a reductase, chloroplastic. Gene Ontology annotation, biological process: chlorophyll cycle. Bases 36 to 1382 code for a protein of 448 amino acids. The record is from RefSeq and is a predicted model, not a curated record. The transcript is spliced from 18 exons. Gene Ontology annotation, molecular function: 7-hydroxymethyl chlorophyll a reductase activity. Gene Ontology annotation, cellular component: chloroplast. Lineage: Eukaryota; Viridiplantae; Streptophyta; Magnoliopsida; Myrtales; Myrtaceae.